UGUGUGUGUGUGUGUGUGUGUGUGAGUUGUGAGCGUUCUGUGCUUGUGUGAAGUUUUCAGUGGAUUUAAGUUGUAAAUGGUUCGUUCACACAUUCAGAGCAUUUGCUGUCAGAUUGUAUUGAGGUGUGUAAGUUUGUGUGUGUGUGUGUGUGUAUGUGUGUGUGUGAGUGUGUGUGUGUGUGUGUGUGUGUGAGUGCGCGAGAGGAAGUGAUCAUUGUUCCUGCACAGACAAAAUGAGGAGGGAAACGCAGAUCCUGAGAAAAUCCAGAGGAGUUUGAGUGUGAAUCUCACAUGAUCCUGACGGACAGACACGAGACGAUGAGGAUCUACACACACAGCUGGUGUUGAGUGUGUGUCGGGGACAGCAUGGCUCCUCGGCCAUCCUCAGGAGAGUUAUGGGGUCUUCACCUGAUGCCUCCUCGGAUCCUGGUGGACUGCUGUCUGCCGAACGGGAUCCUGGUGAGUCUGGAGUGUCUGAGAGAAGCUCCUCUGACCAGCAUCAAGCAGCAGCUCUUCAGUGAGGCCCGCAAAUACCCUCUCCACCACCUGCUGCAGGAGGAGUCCUGCUAUAUCUUUGUAGGAGUGACGCAGGAGGCCGAGCGUGAGGAGUUCUACGAUGAGACGCGGCGUCUGUGUGACCUGCGGCUCUUUCACCCCAUCCUCAAAGUCAUCGAGCCGCUGGGGAACAGAGAGGAGAAGAUCCUCAACAGGGAGAUCGGUUUCGCCAUCGGGAUGCCCAUCUGUGAGUUCGAGCUGGUGAAGGACCCGGAGGUGCAGGAAUUCCGCAGGAACAUUCUGAGCGUGUGCAGGGAGGCGGUGGAGGAGCGCGAGGGAGGAGGCGCACACACUCAGGCGCUCUACGUCUAUCCUCCCAACGUGGAGUCCUCCGCCGACCUGCCGCAGCACAUCUACAGCAAACUCGACAAAGGCCGUCUGAUCGUCACCAUCUGGGUGAUCGUGUCCCCGUCCAACUCCAAGCAGAAGUACACUCUGAAGAUCGCACACGACUCUCUGCCGGAGCAGCUGAUUGCAGAAGCCAUCCGCAAGAAGACGCGCAGCAUGCAUCUGUCUGCGCAGCAGCUGCGUCUCUGUGUGCAGGAGUACCAGGGCCAGUACAUGCUCAAAGUGUGCGGCUGCGACGAGUACUUCCUGGAGAAACACCCUCUCAGCCAGUACAAGUACAUCAGGAGCUGCAUCACACUGGGCCGUCUGCCUCACCUCAUGCUGGUCAGUAAGGACAGUCUGUACAGUCAGCUGCCCUCCAGCGGCUUCAUGGCUCCGUCGUACAGCCGGCGCACACCUCAGCCCAGCCCCUGCCCCGGUGGAGCUGACCCCGGGUCACCGCGCUCCCUCUGGGCCUUCAACACACACCUGAGAGUCCGGCUGCUGUGUGCCACCUACGUCAACGUCAACAUCAGAGACAUCGACAAGAUCUACGUCAGGACAGGAAUAUAUCAUGGAGGAGAACCGCUGUGUGACAACGUCAACACACAGAGAGUGCCCUGCUCCAACCCGAGAUGGAACGAGUGGCUGUCGUAUGACAUCUACCUGACCGAUGUCCCUCGCUCUGCUCGUCUCUGUCUGUCCAUCUGCUCCGUCAAGGGACGCAAGGGAGCCAAAGAGGAACACUGUCCUCUGGCCUGGGGAAACAUCAACCUCUUCGACUAUAAAGACACGCUGGUCAGUGGGAAAGUGGCUCUGGGUUUGUGGCCGGUUCCUCACGGCCUGGAGGAUCUCCUCAACCCCAUCGGAGUGUCCGGAUCCAACCCAAACAAGGAGACACCGUGUGUGGAGCUGGAGUUCCCCUGGUUUAACCAGACGGUGGUGUUCCCUGAUGAGCAGCAGAUAGAAGAACACGCCAACUGGAGCAUCUCCCGGGAGCUUGGAUACAGCUACUGUCUGGGGCUGAGCAGUCGUCUGGCGUGUGACAGCUCCAUAUCGCAGGUAGACGCCGAGCAACUGCGCACACUGUGCAGUCGAGACCCGCUGUACGAGCUGUCCGAACAAGAGAAAGACUUCCUGUGGAGACAUCGGCAUUACUGUGUGAAUAUUCCAGAAAGUCUUCCCAAACUCCUGCUGUCCGUCAAGUGGAACUCACGGGAUGAAGUGUCACAGAUCUACUGUCUGCUGAAGGACUGGCCACUCAUGCAGCCUGAAUCCGCUCUGGAGCUGCUGGACUGUAACUUCCCUGAUCCCAUGGUGCGAGAGUUUGCCCUUCGCUGCCUGAUCCAGGGCUUGACGGACGACAAGCUCAGCCAGUACCUGCUGCAGCUCGUGCAGGUACUGAAAUAUGAGAUGUAUCUGGAUAACCCGUUAGCUCGGUUCCUGAUCAAGAAAGCACUGACCAAUCAGAGGAUCGGACAUUUCUUCUUCUGGCAUCUGAAGUCUGAGAUGCACAAUAAAACAGUGUCUCGUCGCUUCGGCCUGCUGCUGGAGGCGUUCUGUCGGGCGUGUGGUAUGUACCUCAAACACCUGAACAGACAGGUGGAGGCCAUGGACAAGCUGGUGAACCUCACAGACACACUCAAACAGGAGAAGAAAGAUGAGACGCAGAAGACUCAGAUGAAGUUCCUGGUGGAGCACAUGUCCCGCCCAGAUUACAUGGAGGCGCUGCAGGGGUUUGUUUCUCCUCUGAACCCCGUACACCAACUGGGCAAUCUCAGGUUGGAGGAGUGCCGUAUCAUGUCUUCAGCCAAGCGUCCGCUGUGGUUAAACUGGGAGAAUCCGGAUAUCAUGAGCGAACUGCUCUUCACCAAUAAUGAGAUCAUCUUUAAAAAUGGAGACGAUCUACGGCAAGAUAUGCUGACACUACAGAUUAUUAAAAUUAUGGAGAAUAUCUGGCAGAAUCAGGGGCUGGAUCUGCGAAUGUUGCCAUAUGGCUGUCUGUCCAUCGGCGACUGUGUUGGUCUCAUCGAGGUGGUGAAGAACUCGUACACCAUCAUGCAAAUUCAGUGUAAAGGAGGCCUGAAGGGGGCGCUACAGUUCAACAGCAACACACUGCACCACUGGAUCAGAGAGAAGAACAAGGGAGAGGCGUACGACAGAGCCAUCGAUUUAUUCACACGCUCGUGUGCUGGAUACUGCGUGGCCACAUUCAUUCUGGGCAUCGGCGACAGACACAACAGCAACAUCAUGGUGAAGGAGAACGGACAGCUGUUCCACAUUGACUUCGGUCACUUUCUCGAUCAUAAAAAGAAAAAAUUUGGAUACAAGCGAGAGCGAGUUCCUUUCGUUCUCACACAAGACUUCCUGAUCGUCAUCAGUAAGGGUGUGCAGGAGUGCACAAAGACCAAAGAGUUUGAGAGGUUUCAGGAGAUGUGUUAUAAAGCAUAUCUGGCCAUCCGUCAGCACGCCAGCCUCUUCAUCAACCUCUUCUCUCUGCUGCUGGGCUGUGGGAUGCCUGAACUGCAGAGCUUUGACGACAUCGCCUACCUGCGCAAGACACUGGCGCUAGAGAAGAACCAGCAGGACGCUCUGGAGUACUUCACCAAACAGAUGAACGAUGCCCACCAUGGAGGAUGGACCACCAAGAUGGACUGGAUUUUCCACACCAUCCGACACAUGCCCAACGAGCAUUGACACACACACACACACACACACACACACACACACUCACUCACUCACUCACUCACUCACUCACUCACUCAUAGACAAACACACACACACACACACACACACACACACACACACACACACAUAAACACUUACAGAAACAAACAAACAAACAAACACACACACACACACACACACACUUCAGUGAGCUCAGAUCGCUGUGAUGUAAAGCUGCAUUCAUAAGUUUACAUCCCCUUAACUGAAUCUAUAAAAUGUUAAUUAUUGGAGCAAAAUCAGAGGAGUUCAUAACAAUGCCAUGUUGUAUUAAGGCCCAGAUGGAAUACGCUGUAAGAAAUGAUUUUCUUCCUCUGUGUUUUUGUCUUUUUUUCUAGUAUAAAUAUAUAUAAAUUCUGGAAUUAAGAUGCAUUUACUUGACAAGUAAAAUGACUUGUCAAUUUAAAAAAGAUAUUUUAAAAAGAUGUCUUGUUUUCUAAAAAAAAAAAAAAAAGCCAAAUCUUGUUCUUUUUUGCUUUUAGUAAAAAUAUCUGCCAAUGAGGUAAGAAAAAUAAUAUUGUUUAGCCUUUGAAUUAAGAACAUUUUUCUUACACUAUUAGCAGAUAGUUCUACUCAAUUAACAAAAUUUGGAUAAUAUUUUCAGAAAACAAAACAAAAUAUCUUAAAGGGAUUUUUCACCCAAAAAUGAAAAAUUGCCCAUUAUUUACUCACCCUCAAGUCCUCCUAGGUGUAUAAAAAAAUUGUUUUUGAUCUUUCAAGCUGUUUAAUGUCAGUAAGCGGGUGUUUUUGUACUGUUGUACAUGGAAGCGGUUCGGGCGGAAGAUGUGUGAGGUCAGUGCUGCGCAUGCGCUGUCAGAAGUGAUGCACUCGGAAGCGCAGCGGAGAGAUCAAAACAAAACAAUGGUCACUAAUUAGAAGUACAAAACAAGGAUUUGUAAAGAAGAAUGUCAGAGGAUUUCAAUAUAAGCCAAGAGAAGACUUUGUUUCCUUUGCUCCCAUUAACAAAUGUUGGUUUUCAGGAGACUCACGGCGCAUGCGCAGCGCCAACAUCAUACGUCAUUCCCCUGGAAAUGCUUCAGUGUACAGCUGCUGGCACAAGAUAGAUUAAAUUCUGUUUUUAAUAUGGAUAUUUUUCUUACAAAAAUACAUAGAUUAACUACAAGAGGCUUUUGUUCUCCUCUGGAGCUGUGUGAGACACUUCUUAUUAUGGAUGGAUGCGCUUUGUUUCACUUCUUUUGGACUGAAGCAC
Carassius carassius (crucian carp) is the source of this 4816-nucleotide messenger RNA. RefSeq lists its product as uncharacterized. The record is from RefSeq and is a predicted model, not a curated record. The coding region runs from base 367 to 3579 and encodes 1070 amino acids. The transcript is spliced from 22 exons. Gene Ontology annotation, biological process: phosphatidylinositol-3-phosphate biosynthetic process; phosphatidylinositol-mediated signaling; cell migration. NCBI's taxonomy places the organism in Eukaryota, Metazoa, Chordata, Actinopteri, Cypriniformes, Cyprinidae. Gene Ontology annotation, cellular component: phosphatidylinositol 3-kinase complex, class IB; phosphatidylinositol 3-kinase complex, class IA; cytoplasm. Gene Ontology annotation, molecular function: 1-phosphatidylinositol-3-kinase activity; 1-phosphatidylinositol-4-phosphate 3-kinase activity.